Molecule: messenger RNA, 234 nt
Organism: Racocetra persica
Lineage: Eukaryota; Fungi; Glomeromycota; Glomeromycetes; Diversisporales; Gigasporaceae
Source: the annotation of a GenBank genome assembly
GAGAAGAUAACGGAACUUGAGGUAAAGUUUGGUGAUCAGCUAAGGGAACCGGCUGAGCUUUUUUGUAGGAUUGAGACAUUUGUUGCACCUGUUGAGAGGGAUGUUGAGGAAGAUGUUGAGAAGGAUGUUGAGGAAGAUGAUGUUGAGAAGGAUGUUGAGAAAGAUGUUGGGAAGGAUGUUGAGAAGGAUGUUGAGAAGGAUGUUGAUGAAGAGGAUGUUGUUCAUGAACAAUAG